AUGUUUUUCUCAGACGAACUUCUAACGAGUAAGAAAGGCUCUUUCGGUAUCAUCUGGCUUGCAGCUACACUCGGUCCGAGGAAUAAGAAAAUUACUCGAAAACAACUUACAGCCAUCAAUCUGGCGAAAACGUGCGACCUGAUCGCGGAGCCUCCUGAGCCUAUGGCCUUACGAUUGAGUGGAGCUCUUCUGGUAGGAGUAGCAAGGGUAUAUAAUCAAAAUUAUGACAUCUUCUAUUCUGAUGUGACUAACUUUCACUCCAACCUUCGUCGAUCUAUUGCCACCGACUUCAACACCAGUGGUACAGGUACCGCUGGAACUAAAAGCUUUGACAUACCCGGCGGUGGCAAGAGCAAGUACGACCAGAUCACGUUUGCCGAAUCGAGCCCAUACGCAGAGAUGGGUUUAGAACUUCAUUUUCAUCACAUCGACUGGAACAAUCCCUUCAGUCAAGGUCGAAAGAGGAGGUCUUCUUCGAUGCUAUCUUCACAAUCUGCUUCGAUUGACGUUUCUGACGAGGAGGACAGCGAUGACGAAGAAGAAGACGGUGACGACAUCGGUUCAGAAAUGGGACGAGGCAGCAAAAGAAAGAAGCUCACAUCAUCUCCAGCUAUCGGUGCUUACACUUCGAACACCAAAAUUCGUCACUCUGUUCAUCAUCCUUCCGAGUCGACUGGAGGUGCUAUGUAUGCUGGUAUGGAUGUUCCCAUUGAACCGCUCGACCUUGAGUUGAAUCUGGAUGACUUUGACGGAGGAACUGGAAAUGACAGUUUCUCAGGCCCUUCCGGGAGGGGUUUCGAGCUUCCUACAGAUGGAGGUGAUCUGGAAAUAAUGAUUGACGCGGGAGACCUCGUGCCCCCGUCUCGUCAAGGUAGUUUCGCACCAGGUGUUGUACAGACACCUUCCAAUCAAGGUUCAGGAUUGCCCCUUGAAAGUGCUAUGAAGAGCCGAGAAUAUGGAGAAGGUAGCCAAGCUGGCUCUGUUGAGGAUGUCGAACAAGAGCUUGGACCCGUCAAGAGGAAGACCAAAAGGAUCAGGAAGGUCACCUUUGACGAUACUCAAGAACUCGAUCACGAGGAGGAUAGAGAUGCCCGAAGAAGAUAUCGAGAAGACAUGAUUAGAGAGAGAUCUCUGGCUGAUGCUAAAACAAGAGAGAAAGACAUGACUGCGAGAGCGACACUUCUCGUCGAUGGUGCAGGUGGUUUAGAAUUCUUCGAUUCUGACAUGAACAUGUUCUUUUCCGGUUUGACGAAGAUCGACAAGUUCAAAUGGGAGCUUGAUGUUGCUGCCCAGCGUCAAGGUAACGAGGGAAUUCAUGUUGGCGAAGAGAACGAGGCAGAGAAGCCCGAAGAUGGGGAAUGGGAUAUAUCGGGGGGUGGAGAUGGAGGAUUGGGCUUGCAGGGGAUGGAGUCCACUUAUCAAGAUGUCUUCCAAGACUUCGAAGUACCAAUACAAGAAGUUAGUACCAGUGGAAGACAAGGCAGUGUAGGCAGGGCUUCUAUUGACCCCGAAUACGCUCGACGAGCCAGUCAGGGCAGCCAACAAGGGCCACUGCCAUGGGAAGAGAGACCCCGAAGCACUACUCCAGGAUUUGCCAAUCUUCAAGACAUGAGUGAUUCUCCUGGCAGCCUUCGGUUGAGCGUAAUGACACCUCAAGAAGCAAGACUCCGAUCCAGAAGCAAUCCUGGCUCUUGGACAGGUCCAGAAUCCCAUCGGCAAGGUCGUUAUCGAUCAUCGUCACUGAUCAGUAACAGAGCGGACGACGAUCCUCUUCUUCUCGCUUUUGGCGACGAUCUUGAUCUACCAAUCCACGAGGAUGAAUUACAACUGGAAUCGCUGGCUUCAUCUCAGCAAGCCAGACUCAAUAAUCUGCCUCAAGCCUUCAGACCAGAGAUGCUUGCUACUCUGGAAAAACAGUGUCGCGACUUUUUGACUUAUGUCGAAAGAAAAAUGCUGACCAUGUCACUCGAGGAGUUGGAUUUCGAAGAUCUCGCUCCCUUAGACUGCAAGAAGCAUGUCGCAGCACUUGCCUUCUAUGAUUGCCUUACUCUCGCUACCAAAAGGAUCCUCUCGCUUAGCCAAGAAGAACCCUGGGGCCAGAUCAAUGUUGAAUUUGCGGUGGAAUCGAGUUAA
Molecule: messenger RNA, 2133 nt
Organism: Kwoniella shivajii
Lineage: Eukaryota; Fungi; Basidiomycota; Tremellomycetes; Tremellales; Cryptococcaceae
Exons: 19
Coding region: 1-2133 (710 amino acids)
Biological process (GO): sister chromatid cohesion; double-strand break repair
Cellular component (GO): cohesin complex
Molecular function (GO): protein binding; chromatin binding
Source: RefSeq, a predicted model, not a curated record